UUCAUGCUUUUAUGUUCUCAAGUUCGUUGUUAUAUUCACUUCUAUUUACAGGAUCAUAACCUAACAUUCAUCCUUUUAAAUAAUAAUUCAUUUAAAGUUAUCGAGAGUCUGAUAAGAGCAUGUGGCAACGAAAAUGAUCUUCCACCAAUUCUUCCUUGCAAUUAUAAGUGUUUUCAUCUAUUUGAAAGGUUAUCUGCCCAUGAAACAAAAUGACUUUGAAGUCAUCAAGCCCCCUAGCCAAAUACUCGACUAUAAACUCAAUGUAUCGACUCUAUAUAAACCGAGAAUCGAACGUUUGAUAUUCGUGAUCAUAGACGCUUUGCGCGAAGAUUUCGUUACUUUGGAUAACAUGCCUUUCACUUACCAAGAGAAUAAUCGAAUUCUGAAAGUUAAAGUUGAAGCUCCAACUGUUACCCUACCAAGGAUCAAGGCGUUAACCACAGGUGGAAUUCCGCAAUUCGUUGAUAUCAUAUUGAAUUUGGGAGCAACCACAAAAUGCGAUGACAGUUUCUUGGAUAGAGCCAAAGCUGCUGGCUUGAACAUGAUCUUUUUUGGAGAUGAUACUUGGAUAAGAAUGUAUCCAGAUUUAUUUAUGAGAAUGGAUGGAACAACGUCGUUUUUUGUUAACGAUUUCAAGGAGGUCGAUGAUAACGUCACAAGACAUUUAGAUGAGGAGAUGCUGAAUGAUGAUUGGGAUAUCAUGUUCUUACAUUAUUUAGGUUUUAUUGAUGCAAUUGCAAUGGAAUUUGUAAUUGUAAUGGAUUUAAAUUUUCAGGUUUGGAUCAUAUUGGACACGUGAAAGGCCCAUUCAGUCCCUUGAUA
Messenger RNA from Nicrophorus vespilloides, 822 nucleotides. RefSeq names its product GPI ethanolamine phosphate transferase 2-like. Gene Ontology annotation, biological process: GPI anchor biosynthetic process. The record is from RefSeq and is a predicted model, not a curated record. Gene Ontology annotation, cellular component: endoplasmic reticulum membrane. Bases 134 to 799 code for a protein of 221 amino acids. The transcript has a single exon. NCBI's taxonomy places the organism in Eukaryota, Metazoa, Arthropoda, Insecta, Coleoptera, Silphidae.